Messenger RNA from Babesia sp. Xinjiang, 456 nucleotides. RefSeq lists its product as uncharacterized. The transcript has 4 exons. The record is from RefSeq and is a predicted model, not a curated record. The coding region runs from base 1 to 456 and encodes 151 amino acids. NCBI's taxonomy places the organism in Eukaryota, Apicomplexa, Aconoidasida, Piroplasmida, Babesiidae.
AUGGAGAUCUUCUUUGAAACAGUUAAAGUACUGACCUCGUCGCUCAGCAAGUAUGCCGCUUCAAUGGUAGCUUCGGCAACCUCACGCAACCAUCUAACACACCGCAUGGUACUAGGAUUGGGAAGAGCACGACAUAGAGCAGCCGUAAAAAGAAAGCUGAGCGGAAAAUUAUUCAACUUCCACUUUUUCCGCGAUAAAACGGACAAUAAAGUAGAGGUUAUCGUCAAACCAAUAGAAGACGAAGCUGCCAUACAGCUGGGAGCAGACCUAAUAGCAGAUCUUCUAUUGAUGUCACUUAUGUUUGUCUACAUGUUCUACUCUAUAUCUCUUAGACGAAAAAAGUUUAACGAUAUCUGUAAUAUGCAGAAGGAACGUGAACAGUUCAUACUGGCACGAUUAGAGUACCUGGAAGCAGAACUGAACAAGCUGCAACAGUUGAACACUCCUGUACAAUAA